AAUUAAUUAAUUAUCUCCCACUCUGUCUCUCUCGAUUUAUUAUUCGCAUUUCUUCUUUAUCGAUCAGGUAGUGAGUGAAGAUGGCAGACGGUGAAGACAUUCAGCCACUCGUUUGCGAUAAUGGAACUGGAAUGGUUAAGGCAGGAUUUGCUGGAGACGAUGCACCAAGAGCAGUUUUCCCGAGCAUUGUGGGACGACCACGUCACACUGGAGUGAUGGUUGGGAUGGGCCAAAAGGAUGCAUAUGUCGGGGAUGAGGCUCAGUCUAAGCGUGGUAUUCUUACUUUGAAAUACCCAAUAGAGCAUGGUAUUGUGAAUAACUGGGACGAUAUGGAAAAGAUUUGGCAUCAUACUUUUUAUAAUGAACUCCGUGUGGCUCCUGAGGAACAUCCAGUUCUCCUUACUGAGGCACCCCUUAACCCGAAAGCAAAUCGUGAAAAAAUGACACAGAUUAUGUUUGAGACAUUUAAUGCUCCUGCUAUGUAUGUUGCGAUACAAGCUGUUCUUUCACUAUAUGCCAGUGGUCGUACUACUGGUAUCGUGCUGGAUUCUGGAGACGGUGUUAGUCACACAGUUCCCAUUUAUGAAGGCUAUGCACUCCCGCAUGCCAUAUUACGUCUGGACCUAGCAGGUCGUGAUCUCACUGACGCAUUGAUGAAAAUUCUGACUGAACGAGGUUACUCCUUCACCACUACAGCUGAACGGGAAAUUGUCAGAGACAUGAAAGAAAAGUUGGCAUAUAUUGCACUUGAUUAUGAGCAGGAACUAGAAACAUCCAAGACUAGCUCUGCAGUGGAGAAGAGCUUCGAGCUGCCUGACGGGCAGGUAAUCACUAUUGGUGCUGAGCGUUUCAGGUGUCCGGAAGUCCUUUUCCAGCCGUCAAUGAUCGGAAUGGAAGCUGCUGGAAUCCAUGAAACGACAUACAACUCUAUAAUGAAAUGUGACGUGGAUAUUAGGAAGGAUUUGUAUGGCAACAUUGUACUCAGUGGUGGUACCACCAUGUUCCCCGGUAUUGCUGAUAGAAUGAGCAAAGAAAUUACUGCGUUAGCCCCAAGUAGCAUGAAGAUUAAAGUGGUAGCUCCACCCGAAAGGAAGUACAGUGUCUGGAUUGGAGGGUCUAUCUUGGCAUCUCUUAGCACCUUCCAGCAGAUGUGGAUUGCAAAGGCAGAAUACGAUGAAUCAGGUCCUUCCAUUGUCCACAGGAAAUGUUUCUAAACACGAUGACGAAGAAAAAUAUAAUAAAAGCUGGGUACUACUGCAUACUCCAUUCUGUGAAUGGAAAACGCCUGCCCAUUUCUUGAUAAACACUUUUCUUCAUCACGCUGGUUUUUUCCAGAAUCCUUUGUUCUUCCAGUUGUUUAGUAGUUGAAAUAGGUAUCCAAUUUGCAUGUCAAUCGUUCUUUCUCGUUUGGAUAUUGCAUCUGUCAACUAUAAAUGAAUGUACUAUUGGCAGAUCUUUUAGGUAGUAUGCAAUUAAAAUAUUUAAGUAGCCUAAUCUUUUGUGUAUGCACACUCUGAAUUGCAUCAUACACAAUGGUUCAUUUGAUUGCUAAUUUAAUGCUAUUGGCCCGUUUA
This is a messenger RNA of Erigeron canadensis, 1574 nucleotides long. RefSeq names its product actin. Lineage: Eukaryota; Viridiplantae; Streptophyta; Magnoliopsida; Asterales; Asteraceae. The transcript is spliced from 5 exons. Gene Ontology annotation, cellular component: cytoplasm. Bases 81 to 1214 code for a protein of 377 amino acids. The record is from RefSeq and is a predicted model, not a curated record.